Lemur catta (Ring-tailed lemur) is the source of this 3100-nucleotide messenger RNA. RefSeq names its product inhibitory synaptic factor 2A (gene INSYN2A). Gene Ontology annotation, biological process: inhibitory postsynaptic potential. Gene Ontology annotation, cellular component: postsynaptic density. NCBI's taxonomy places the organism in Eukaryota, Metazoa, Chordata, Mammalia, Primates, Lemuridae. The transcript has 3 exons. The coding region runs from base 34 to 1473 and encodes 479 amino acids. The record is from RefSeq and is a predicted model, not a curated record.
GACCCCUCUGUUGCUGUUUCUGAUGCAGGAACCAUGGUCACUAAGGACAGUGGCAAAUGCAUACUCGCAGCAUCGGAGAGCGAAGUGGAACCUGCCGCCUGCCUGGCCCUGGAGAUGAAAUACGCCCUGGAUCCCAACCGGCAGAUUAAAAAACGCAACAAAGCCCUGCAGGUGCGGUUUAAGGAUAUCUGCGAGGCGCAGAACGAGCAGAGGGACUCGCAGCUCUCCUCGGGACAGCAGGGGGACAAGCGGGAGGCCAAGCCCGGGUCCUGCAGAGCAGCCUACCACAAGUACAUGACGGUGCCUGCGCGCAGGUCCAUUCCCAACGUCACCAAGAGCACAGGCGUGCAGACCUCGCCCGACCUUAAGAAGUGCUACCAGACGUUCCCUCUGGACCGCAAAAAGGGGACCCUCAAAAGCCUCCCAGGCACGGAUCCCUUUAAAAGCCAAAACAAUGGGUUCCUAGCGGACACUAAAGAGAAGAGCUCGGGCGGACACCUGGAGGAGGCCGGGCCGUGCAGCGCGGGCCGCGUGCACAAGACCACGGCCUUGGUCUUCCAGUCUAACGAACACAUGAACGCGCUGGAGCAGCCGUCGGGCGUCAACUGUGCAGAGCCGUGUCACAGCCCGGACCUGUUCGGCUAUGGAGAAGCUCUUCUCCCCAACGCCACACGGCCUCCCCGCGAGGCGCCUGACCACCAGCUGCAGGGGAUGGCAAAGCAGGACCCAGGGACGCCGGACUCUGAGGAGCCUGCUCCGCCCGCCCUCGGGAGGGUGUUUAAAACAGAGGUCGCCACCGUCUACGCACCCACCCCCAGUGCUAGCGCCGCGGAGCCUGGCUUGUCAAACUCUGCCACCCUGAGCCAGUGGUCGCUGUGCCCAGUGGACGAGGAGCCACGGAGAGCCGCACACGUCAAUGGGUUCCAGGCCCCCGCGGGCCCGGCUCUGGCCUGCUCGCCUCGCAGGCAGUGCGUGUCCCCCGAGUACAGCGAGCAGCCCGUGCAGACUGAAGCCCUGCCGGGGCCGGGGGGCCAGCCCAGUCCAACAGCCGCGUCUGCAGGGGAAGAAUGCCAACAAAUCGUGCCUCAUACGGAAGUGGUCGACCUCAAAGCACAGCUUCAGAUGAUGGAGAACUUGAUCAGUUCGAGCCAAGAAACGAUCAAAGUGCUCUUGGGGGUCAUUCAGGAGUUGGAAAAAGGAGAGGCCCACCGGGAAGGGCUUUCAUAUCGGACGGGGCAAGACACAGCUAAUUGUGACACAUGCAGGAACAGUGCAUGUAUUAUCUAUAGUGUGGAGCUGGAUUUUAAGCAGCAAGAAGACAAACUCCAGCCAGUUCUGAGAAAACUCCAUCCUGUUGAGGAAACUCAGGUUGCACCUUCGCCUUACUCUCAGGAGACUUGCUCCUCCACUCCCAAGCAAAAAUCCAAAACUGAAUCUAAAAAGCAUGGAAGAUGGAAACUCUGGUUCCUUUAAAAUUCAUGGUGUUUGGAGUCUCAAGGCCGUCUUUAAAACCCACUGGAGUUCAGUCAAUCCUUUUCCAAAAUGAAUAGGAUGGAGGGAACUAGAGUGCCCAUUUGGGUACCACCCACUUCCCGCUCUGCGUACCAAAAAGGCCUUUGUACCAACAGAUAACUAACAGAAGCAAGGUAUUCAAUGUCACUCCUUGCCAGCUGUUCUUUGCAGUUCCCUGAUGUGGGAUGUAAAAUCUGAAGUGAAACUUCUGUAGUCAGAGAUGAUAAGUAAAAAUUCUAUUCCCUCCCCGCUCCCUGAUCUGCAAGUAAUACGUUUAUCAACCUGUGGAACAGCAGGUAUCACUCUGUACACAGCUAAAACUCAUAGUUAUUUUCAAGCCUUUAUUUUUUUUAAAUAAUGAGAAGAAAAGGCAAGCCUUAUGUUUGCAAAGGACUUCAUUUUUAUGUUUCAUUUUGCAAAUAAGCAGGGGGCGAGUGCAAUUUUCAGCACAUCAAAUUCCGGAGAAAGCACAAUUUUUUCAAGUGGUCAGAGACCAUGAAUAAUCUCUAAAAUGUGACUAUAUGUAUAUCUGCCUUCAUGUGCUGUAGCGCUAAGCCAAGUGACCACAUCUCAGUGUCACAUUGACACUUCAAAUUUAGCAUCUUCUUCAUCUCCAGACUUAGGACAUGUUUACUGCUCAUCUUCCAAGGAGUCCCCCAAAGUCAGGAUAUGCCUUUAAUUACUGCAAGUUGACAGGGUCAGAGCUAUUGGACACUAAGCUUUCUUAGAUCUCGUUUUUAAUCUUUUGGUACCCAAAGGCCAAAUGAUAAAUUCUGGCAAGAAUUUGAAAACACACAGAGAUACACCAUGGAUAAUACAGUCACCAGUAAAUCACAGGCAUCCUGUGCCAUGGGAGAAAGUGUGUUUGUGGAUCAAUCCUCUGAGACAGUGUUCGCCACUGUAAGGGCAGCCAGAUGUUUCCUACAGUUGCUUAUGCUUUGUAACAACGGCAGAAGACCUGACCAUCUCAAAGAGAAACAGCGUGUUUAGUUUAGCUGCUACCAUCGGACAAACUUAAUGUCGCCUACAUUUAACCUAGUUGUACUAAACAACGACAUACUUAGGGGAAAGCUGUGAAUCAAAUGUUUUUAGGUAUUUUUUAAAUCAACAGUAACAUUUAGAGUUCUCUCUUGAUUACACAUUGCAAGGUAAAUCUUAGUUCCUUUAUUUUUUCACUCAUUUCUUUGCACCUUUGCAAGUAUCUUUUUAUAGAAACCAAAAUCCCCUAGUCUAUUACUGACUUUGUCUAUCAACUUUUUGCUUUUCAUGAUAGGAAGUAGGGAUCUUAUUUUGCCUUUUUUUGUACAACUUAAAUUUUGAAUAGUUUGUGAACAUACAAGAAAACCUAGUCUUCAAGUUUCUGUCCAGCAGUUUCCUACCAAAUCAAGUGCUGACAUGCACCCCUCACUGAAUAAAUGCCAAACACAAAGUGGCUAACCAUGGUAAAAGGAUCUCAACCUGCUUUUUCCAGAUUGGAGCUACUUCUUGCCAUGCAUUUUCCUCUUCACUCAACAGCAAAUCUAUUUUAGUUCUAAGUGUUUUGAUUCUACAAGGACCUAGUGAUCAGUAAUCAGAUCUGGACUUGCAA